Humulus lupulus (European hop) is the source of this 2590-nucleotide messenger RNA. RefSeq names its product dnaJ protein ERDJ2A-like. The record is from RefSeq and is a predicted model, not a curated record. Bases 224 to 2290 code for a protein of 688 amino acids. Gene Ontology annotation, cellular component: Sec62/Sec63 complex. Gene Ontology annotation, molecular function: transmembrane protein transporter activity; RNA binding. NCBI's taxonomy places the organism in Eukaryota, Viridiplantae, Streptophyta, Magnoliopsida, Rosales, Cannabaceae. The transcript is spliced from 11 exons. Gene Ontology annotation, biological process: SRP-dependent cotranslational protein targeting to membrane; post-translational protein targeting to endoplasmic reticulum membrane.
UCUUUUUCUUUUUCUUGUUCUCCUACUCUCCCGAUAUUUUCUUCGUUCUUUUUUUUUUCUUCUUCUUCUUCUUCUUCUUCUUCUUAACCCAGAUUUCAAAUUUAGAUUUGGUAAAUCCUUUGAAGAGUCAGAUCCAAACUCAAAGGUGAAGUUCAAUACCAAGAGUUGCUUCUUCCUCCUGCAUAGUGUGUAAAUUUGAGUUAUUUUGGGGGAGAAGUUACCAAUGGCGGUCUCUGAGGAAAAUAGUGCUUUGUUCCCCAUAUUUAUAUUAACAAUCAUGGCGUUGCCUUUGGUGCCUUAUACGAUACUGAAGUUGUGUCGUGCUGCCUCUAAGAAAGCCAAGACCAUCCAUUGCCAGUGUUCUGAAUGCUCUCAUUCAGGCAAGUACCGCAAGUCCAUAUUCAAGAAGAUCUCAAGCAUCUCAACUUGCAGUAACUUGACUAUACUCCUGCUUUGGAUUGUUAUGAUUAUGCUGAUUUAUUACAUUAAAAAUAUGAGCAAUGAGAUUCAAGUUUUUGAGCCAUUCACUAUUCUUGGAUUGGAACCUGGGGUUUCAGAUUCAGAUAUAAAGAAGGCAUAUAGGAGACUCUCUAUUCAGUACCAUCCAGAUAAAAAUCCAGAUCCAGAGGCUCACAAAUAUUUUGUGGAGUACAUAUCUAAAGCUUAUCAGGCUCUGACUGAUCCCACAUCUCGAGAAAACUAUGAAAAAUAUGGCCAUCCCGAUGGCAGGCAGGGUUUCCAAAUGGGCAUAGCUCUCCCACAAUUCCUGCUAGACAUAGAUGGGUCUUCUGGUGGAAUACUUUUACUCUGGAUUGUUGGUCUUUGUAUUCUCUUGCCAUUGGUGAUAGCAGUUGUAUAUCUUUCACAAUCAUCAAAAUAUACUGGCAACUAUGUGAUGCAUCAUACAUUGUCUACGUAUUAUUACUUCAUGAAACCUUCAUUGGCUCCAAGCAAAGUUAUGGAUGUAUUCAUAAAGGCUGCUGAAUAUAUGGAAAUUCCAGUUCGUAGAACUGAUAAUGAGCCCCUUCAAAAGCUUUUUAUGCCAGUUCGAAGUGAGUUAAAUUUGGACCUGAAGAACAUCAAGCAAGAGCAGGCUAAGUUUUGGAAGCAACACCCAGCUCUUGUUAAGACGGAGUUGUUGAUUCAAGCACAUCUGACUCGUGAAUCAGCUUCUUUAUCUCCAUCUUUGAAUGCUGAUUUCAGACAUGUGCUAGAACUUGCACCUCGCCUUCUUGAAGAGUUAAUGAAGAUGGCAAUCAUACCACGCACUGCUCAGGGGCAUGGAUGGCUAAGGCCUGCAAUCGGAGUAGUUGAGCUUUCUCAGUGUAUCAUUCAGGCUGUUCCCCUUAGUGCAAGGAAGUCUACUGGAGGAUCGAGCGAAGGAGUUGCACCAUUCCUGCAGCUGCCACAUUUUAGCGAGGCUGUCAUAAAAAAAAUAUCUCGCAAGAAGGUGAGAACAUUCCAAGAUCUUCAAGAUAUGACCAUGCAAGAGCGUGCCGAGCUGCUUACUCAAAUUGCUGGUUUCUCAUCAGCAGAAGUACAAGACGUUGAAAUGGUUUUAGAAAUGAUGCCUUCUGUAACUGUUGAAGUGAACUGUGAGACUGAAGGUGAAGAUGGUAUUCAGGAAGGUGACAUUGUCACAAUCCAAGCUUGGAUAUCUCAAAAUCGUGCUAAUGGCCUGAUUGGUGCCCUUCCGCAUGCGCCCUACUUCCCAUUUCACAAGGAAGAAAACUUCUGGUUCUUGCUGGCCGACACUGUCUCCAAUAGCGUAUGGUUUUCCCAGAAGGUUAGUUUCAUGGAUGACGCUGCAGCAAUCGCUGGUGCUUCCAAGGCCAUCGAGGAGACAAUGGAGGGUUCAGGAGCAAAUGUUAGGGAGACUAGUGCUGCAGUCAGAGAAGCAGUUGGGAAAGUGAAAGGUGGGUCGAGACUGGUAAUGGGCAAGUUGCAGGCACCAGCUGAAGGGAAUUAUAACUUGACUUGCUAUUGCUUGUGCGAUUCUUGGAUCGGUUGUGAUAGAAAGACAGCCUUGAAGGUGAAGGUUUUGAGGCGCACCCGGGCUGGCACUAGGGGUAGUAUUGUAGCAGAAGAGGGACCAAUUACAGAGGACGGGAUUGAAGAGGAAGAAGAAAAUGAAGAGGAAGAGUACGAUGAUGACUACGAGAGCGAGUACAGUGAAGAUGAGGCUGAUGAGCAACAAAAAGAUACGAAGAAGAAGAAAGGCCCUGCUGCCAAUGGAACUGCCCAUAAAGAAGGGUCGAGCUCAGAAAGUUCAGGCUCGGACGAGGAGUGAUGAACACAGCUUUUAUUUGGUGAAAGAAAGAAAAGAACAUGAACAGCCGCACACCACAGCACUAGAAUUUUCCUAGUUAAGGUGCUGAUAAAAAGUUUAUUUUGGGGUCUACUUGAAGGCCGAAGCCGGCAAUAAAAAUAUUUGAUGGUUAGAGUAAAUUUGCAUAUUCAAUUUAAGGGAAAGAAUUUGGUUUAUAAUAAACAAAUUUAAUAUUGCUAAUAGUCAUAUGAAUCCCUCCAAAAUACUACUCAUAUAGUUCUUCAGACACAAUUAAAAAAAAAAAAACUAGCCCUUUGUUAA